Gavialis gangeticus (Gharial) is the source of this 2810-nucleotide messenger RNA. RefSeq names its product nuclear receptor coactivator 5 (gene NCOA5). Gene Ontology annotation, biological process: regulation of signal transduction. The transcript has 9 exons. NCBI's taxonomy places the organism in Eukaryota, Metazoa, Chordata, Crocodylia, Gavialidae. Gene Ontology annotation, cellular component: nucleoplasm. The coding region runs from base 509 to 2587 and encodes 692 amino acids. Gene Ontology annotation, molecular function: RNA binding. The record is from RefSeq and is a predicted model, not a curated record.
ACCGGCCACGGCUUGAGGAAAAUCUCGUUUUUCUAUAUUUUGCCUUCCCAAAGCAAGAUGUGUUACUGGGGGUGUGUUGUAUGUGAGGAAACGUGAUACUCGCUCCAGCAUUAUAAACCAAGGAGCUCCAAGUACUUGUGUGUGGUACAAUGAUGGGCACUAGUAAACAGCCUAAGAUCACAAUGCCUGUAUCUAGAAUUAGAAUUAAACUCAUCAAAGCAUACCUUGAAAUUACCAAGCACAGAUUUAAAGUAAAAUCAGGUUGAUGCUUUUCAUUCAGCAAGACAGGAAGGUCAAACCCAGCAGCGAAAUAUCUGCCAAGUUUCCACAUUCUUAAUAAGGAUUUCUCUGGAACGAAGCUUGCAUCAAACAGAUCCAGGUGGCUUCUAGUCUGCAAGUGUGUUGCGUCGAACCGCGUUCCAACUGAAUUGUAAUGGUUGUGGGUGUGAAAUGAUAUGCAUGGCCAUUCUUCUUUUUUGUGAAGAGUUGCAUUUGGAACCAAAGCAAAAUGGCUCGAGGACGCAAGAGCAAUAGCAUCAAUCAGAGUGACUUCACUAACAGCACCAAUCCGCAGGAUUUAGAGAGAAGACUUUUUGUCGGCAAUUUGCCUACAGACCACAUGACCCGGGAAGAAAUGGAAGAGAUAUUUUCAAAAUAUGGCAAAAUCAGGGCCCUCAGCAUGUUCCAUGGCUAUGGGUUCGUGCAGUAUGACCGUCUAGAAGACGUCCAGGCCGCUCUGGACGGUGAGAAGGGCCGCCUUUUUAAAGGGUAUAGAUUAGAUAUUAAUAAAGCAGCGGAAAGAAGAAAUAUGAAUAAGGCUUCAUCAAGGUCCAGCCCAGGACGAAGGGAGCCAUAUGUGUAUGGAGAUGGCCGGGAUGGAAGACGCGAUCGGUCCCCUCUUCGAGGGAGCCCCCGAAGAGAGCCAAGGGAUAGCAGGGAUGGUAGAAACGGCCGAGAUUCCAGGGAUGCGCGCGAGAUUCGUGGGCGAGACAUGCGUGACUCCAGAGAUGCCAGAGACCACAGAGACCCCCGGGACAUGAGGGACCCUCGCGACUUCCGGGACAUGAGGGACCCUCGCGACUUCCGGGACCCCCGAGAUGUGAGGGACCCUCGCGAAUUCCGGGACCCCCGAGAUGUGAGGGACCCUCGCGACUUCCGGGACCCUAUGUAUGAUCGCUACCGAGAUGUGCGGGAGCCCCGGGAACCCGUGUACAGGAGAGAGGAAUCGUAUGACCGCUACACUCGCAUGGAAGACUACUACCGGAAGAAGGAUGACUCUUGCUAUGACCGUUACAGAGACGACUUUGACAGACCCCCCUUGAGUUCAGAAGAGCGACUGAAACGUGAGGAGCGCCGCAGGGAGGAGCUGUACCGCCAGUAUUACGAGGAAAUCAAGCGGCGCUUUGAAGCAGAGAGGCCUGUGGACUGUUCUGUCAUAGUGGUCAAUAAGCAGACAAAGGAGUAUGCGGAGUCAGUAGGACGGAAGGUGCGGGACCUGGGCAUGGUGGUGGACCUGAUUUUCCUCAACACUGAGAUGUCUCUGUCUCAAGCCCUGGAGGACGUGAGCCGAGGCGGCUCUCCCUUCGCCAUUGUCAUCACCCAGCAGCACCAAGUUCACCGCUCCUGCACUGUCAACAUCAUGUUUGGCACACCCCAAGAACACCGCAACAUGCCCCAAGCUGAUGCCAUGGUGCUGGUGGCAAGGAACUACGAGCGCUACAAGACAGAGUCACGGGAGAAGGAGCGUGAAGAAAUAGCCCGGCAGGCUGCCAAGAUGGCGGACGAGGCGAUUCUGCAGGAGCGUGAGCGGCCACCUCCCGUGGAGGAGGGGGCACGAGGGGGGCACCCCCCUGGGAUCCAGGUGCUCCUGAACCUGCUGGCAGACAACCGCUACCUGACUGCCGAAGAGACCGACAAGGUCAUCAAUUACCUGCGAGACCGGAAGGAGAGGCUGCUCCGGGGGAGCUCUGACCCUUUGCAGGCUCCUCUGUCAAGACAGUCCCUUGGGGCCCCUUCGGGAUCCUCUCUGGCUGGCCAGUCCAGCCACCCCAGCUCCCAAGCCCAUCAGAGCACCCCAGCCCUUGCUUCUGCCAGCUCUGCUCCAGCGUCCUCUGCGAACCCCCAGCAGGAGCUGCAGGCAAAGAUCCUCAGUCUCUUCAAUAGUGGGGCGGCAGCAGCAGCCGCAGCAGCAGUGGUCAAUAGCAGCUCUGUGGUGCCCCCGGCGGCCUCGGGCGGUCCUCAGAACCCGAACUUAAACCAGUCCCAGCAGAGAAUGCAGACCCCGGGCAGCCAGCUCCCUUCGCUCGCCGCUGCUGCCAGGAAUGCAGGCCCGCGGCCUGGAGCGCCACAGCAGGGCCCUGCACUCUACGGGCAGCACCAGAAUCGUCUGCCAGCCCCAAGCAACGUGGCGGCCCAAAGGCCAGUGUCUUCUGGCAUCAACUUCGACAACCCCAGCGUGCAGAAAGCCUUGGACACCCUCAUCCAGAGUGGUCCUGCGCUCUCCCAUCUGGUGAGCCAGACGGUGGCCCAGGGGCGGGCGGGGGCCCCAGCCCAGCAACCCAUGGGCUCCUACCAGCGGCACUACUGAAGCUGAGCUGGAGCCCCCCCUUCCCCCCUCCCCCUGCAUUGCCAUACUCCUAGUUGUUUGAAGAGUCUCUUCCUGCCCCUGAUGCGGGCCCAUGUCCUGGCACAUGCAUGUCCUCUCUGCUGUGGGGAGCUCACACCAGCACCCUGGCUGCUGAGAGCUGCUGGUGCUGCCUUUGCUCUCCUUUCUUCUCUUCUCUUUGGCUCGGUUGGGUGCAUCUCCAGAG